AAAAGCCCAUUCAACUAUAUUCAAAACUGUUUUUAACUGUUUGUGUGUAAUAUUUUCACCAGGAACUUCGAGUUUGGUAGUUAGACCAAAUGGAGUAGUAUGUUGUUUACCUUUCGUCUCAUUCCGUCACACAAUCUCUCCAAAACCCUUUACGCAAGACUAUCAAAAAAGAACUAUACCGCCAACACAUCUCUUAAUCUGAAGCCUCUCAACUCCAAGAUUUCAAAUUUCAUGAGAAAUGGCCUCGUCGAGGAAGCCCAAAACCUAUUCGACGAAAUGCCGCAAAGAAAUACUGUCACAUGGAAUGCCAUGAUUCGCGGGUACUUCCAAAACGGGCAAUUCAACCAAGCAAUGCAUUUAUAUAACCAGAUGGACAAUCGGGAUAUCUAUUCGUAUAACAUAGUGAUUGCGGGUUUAAUGCAAUUUGGUGAUGUGAAUGGCGCAAGGGAAGUUUUUUAUUCUAUGCCAUUCAAUGAUGUUGUGACUUGGAAUUCUAUGAUUUCAGGGUAUGUUUGUAAUGGGUUGGUAGAUGAAGCUGUUUGGGUGUUUGAUAGGAUGCCUUUGAGAAAUGUGAUUUCUUGGAACUUGAUGAUCACGGGUUUAUUGAAUUGUGGAGAAUUCGAUUUGGCUGAAGAAUUGUUUAAAGAAAUGGGUAAUCGGGAUGUUGUGUCUUGGACUGUAAUGAUGUCUGGGUUUGUGAGUGCAGGACGGAUUUUUGAAGCGCGGGAAAUUUUUGAUGGCAUGCCUAUAAGGGAUGUUCAAGCUUGGAAUACAAUAAUAUCUGGUUAUAUAGAUAAAGGGUAUCUUGAAAUUGCGGAAGUUCUAUUUCACAAAAUGCCUGAGCAAGACUGGAAUUCUUGGAAUGGGAUGAUAACAGGGUUGGUGAAUGGUCAGCGGUUUAGUGAUGCAAUAAGGCUUUUUAGUGAAAUGCCACAGAAAUGCCAAAGAUCGUUGAAUUCAAUCUUGAUGGGAUUAAUAAAGAAUGGGCUUGUGAAAGAAGCUCAUGCAGUUCUUGAGAAACACCCAUUUGGUGAUGUUGUGUCCACGACAAAUAUGAUUAUUGGGUAUUUUCAUAUUGGUGAGGUUCAGACUGCAAUUGAACUUUUUCAGUUGAUGCCUAUUUGGGAUACAACAGUGUGGAAUGCUACAAUAUUUGGAUUAGGUGAAAAAGAUCAUGGCGAGGAUGGCUUGAAAUUGUUCAUGAGAAUGAAAAAACUAAGUUUUCCUAUGGAUGAAGCUACAUUUACUAGUGUGCUGACAAUAUGUUCAAGCUUGCCAACCUUGAAUCUUGGCAAACAGACUCAUGCACAAAUCAUUAAGAUGAGUUUUAAUUCUUUUAAUGCAGUUUGUAAUGCAAUGGUUACUAUGUAUGCUAGAUGUGGAAACAUGAAUUCUGCCUUGAUGGAGUUCUCUUCCAUGCCCAGUCAUGAUGUCAUUUCUUGGAAUUCUAUAAUAUGUGGUUUCGCUCACCAUGGACAUGGAGAGGAAGCCCUAAAAAUGUUCAACCAAAUGAGAUUGACAGACAUUAAACCCAAUCAAAUAACCUUUAUUGGAGUUCUUUCUGCUUGUAGCCAUUCAGGAUUGGUAGAACAAGGUAAGUACUACUUCAACUUCAUGAAAUAUAAGAGUUUUCUUCAGCCAAUGACUGAGCAUUACACUUGCAUCGUUGAUCUUCUGGGUAGAUAUGGGCAUAUAGACGAGGCAGUAAAAUUUUUGGAUCAAAUGAGAGACGAUGGAAUUGAGGUUUCAGCAAGUGUUUGGGGGGCAUUGCUCGGAGCAUGUAGAAUUCACAAUAAUAUUGAGGUAGGUGAGAUUGCAGGGAAAAGGGUAAUGGAGUUAGAGCCUUUUAAUUCUGGUGUCUAUAUGAUUUUGGCUGAAAUGUAUCUCGAUAGUGGGAGGAAAAAAGAUGCUGAGAAGAUAUGGGUUCGAAUGAAAGAGAUGGGAGUGAAGAAGCAACCUGGGUGUAGUUGGAUUGAAGUAAACAACAAUGGGUAUGUAUUUCUUUCGGGAGAUAGUUCGCACCCUGAAUUUUAUAGCAUCUGUUGUAUUUUAGACUUGCUGGUAAUCGAGAUGGAGAUUGAAAUUUUAAAACCAAAUACUAGUUCAUGUCCAGAUAUACUUGACAUAUGUGAAUUAAAUUAAAUUGGACAAUUUUUAUUCCUCUUUAUUUAUUGCAUUAACUGAGCAGAGAAUGAAAACUAUUUGUACUUGGGUAGAGACUAAUAAAGUUGUUGCCCAUGAAUGUUGGAGUUGCCUAUUAGAAGUUCUAUUGAGAGAAAUACGGCCCAACUGCUUAGAACAGUAACUUGAUUGUAUUGUUGGUUGAUUGAGUCUAAAAGGAUUUUUUGUCAA
This is a messenger RNA of Camellia sinensis, 2352 nucleotides long. RefSeq lists its product as uncharacterized. Gene Ontology annotation, molecular function: RNA binding; protein binding. Gene Ontology annotation, biological process: RNA modification. The record is from RefSeq and is a predicted model, not a curated record. NCBI's taxonomy places the organism in Eukaryota, Viridiplantae, Streptophyta, Magnoliopsida, Ericales, Theaceae.